AUGGGACUAUACCAGCAGGCAGUACUACCAAGACCUUUGACAGAUGGCAGAGGUGGCAGCAGCGGCAUCUUUGACUUCAGCAGGGUGACUAGUCUCAAGUUUCUGCAGUCCAGCAUGAAAUGGUACCACGUGGCACAUGUAGCUACCAGCCUAUGGGAUGCAUACUCAGGCCUCUUAAGUCAUCAAUCUAUGAUCUUGUCCAUGAACUCAAGCUUUGUGGACCCCUUAUUGCAAUUUGAAACUCAAUUGAAGAUAAUAAAGUCAUCUUUUAAUAUGUUAGUUGCCAUACCAAGUUUUGACAAAGUAAAAAAAAUGGGGACUAGUGCUGAUGACGUUGAAGACCUGGUGAAUUUAUACCAGAAUAUUUUAAACAUAUAUGAAGAAACUCUUCUGAUCUUAGUGUCUAAAGACCUCUACAAACUACAGAUAUUAAAGGAAAUGAUCCUGUGGAUGAGUGAAGAUGGUUCAUACCUGCAAGAGAGAAUAAUGGUGAUCAUCACCAAGGUGUUACAUUUUGCAUCCAGAGAAGUCAGGGGAAAUACAAGUGUUGAUGCUCCCUGUUUGGGUGCCCUGGCAGCAGAGCUGUGUCUUUUGUGUUCCCAUGCUGAUUCCUCAAUCACAGAACAAGCAUCAUUUGGACUGCAUUACCUCCUCCACAUUGCAAAGUGUCAGACUGAGGAUAUUGAACAAAGUAAAUCUCCAAGCCAUGAACAUAACUGCUUCCCACCUUCUUCUGAUGUAGCAUUUCUAUCUAAGAGCUUUCAAGACAAAAGUAAGAUUUCUCAGAGAAUAGGACAAACCUUACUGCCCUCCUUGCUGACUGACUUUGUGUGGAGUCUCCUGAAGAAACUCUCUGCCUUUGAUUACAAAAUUGCAUCUGACGCAGCAUCCCUGUUGAAACUGACUCUGGAAAACCAUGCCCAGAAGCUCAUCAUGGUUUCUAAGAUUGUGGAUGUUAUUUAUAAGCAAUUGUGUGAAAAUUCUUCUCACUGUAUGAAGCAUGCUAUGUUACAGAUCAUUACAUUGCUGAUACGCACUUCACCCAAGAAGGUCAUCUUUCAACUUAUGGACUACCCAGUCCCAAUAAACGACACUCUCACACUGAUGUGGCAGGCGGCAGGUUCUGAAGCAAAAGUGGCCCCUCACGUGCUGAAGACAAUCUUGUUGGUGCUGAAAGGAAAGCCUGGGGAAAGGCAAGAAAACUUAAUGGAAAGAAGACGUUCCUCUCUCGAUGUUACCAACAUGAUGCCCGUGGUGGCAUCUCAGGCCCUGUGCACGCUGCUGCCUAUUGCUUCUUACAAGAAAGCGGUGGCCCAGUUUUUCCCCCAUCUCUUGAUGGCUCUCAUGCUCCAACUCUUCUACAGCGGUGAUCUGAGACUGAAGCGCCUGGUCAAUCCUUUAUAUGCCCAGGAUGCCCUGAGAGCUCUGCUGAAUUGUUCUGGACUGCAAGAGGUGGAUAUUGCUCUAAAGAAAAAGAAUUGUUGGAACCAGUUUUCCCAAGCACUGUAUCAACAGCAUGGGGUCCAACUUAUUGCCAGAACUCUCUGCGAAUUUAAAUUUCCACAGUUUCCAGAAACUUUGUAUUAUCUCUACAAGCUCUCGGUGGAAGGUCCUCGACGGUCAGAAGACAGUAUCGUCACAGUAAUAUUCCUCACCGAACUUCUGAAUAACUUUUUGAAGGACCCAUUCCCAGAAGAGUUUUUGGUCCUCUUCAGAAACUGGAUCAAUGAUCCUAAUCCUUCAGUUAGCAAACUGAGCCUUCAGAAAAUUUCCAGCAUGGCACCCGUGAUCAAUGAGGUAGAAAAUGUCUGCAGCUUAUUAAUAUGCAUCCUGGAUGCCUUCCUUUGCAAAGACGUCACGGUUGUAAUGCGGGCUUUGCUCACCCUCCGAAGACUUUUAGCCAAACUGGACAAGGUGACCUACUCCACUUUGUGCAACAGAAUUGCUUACAGCUACUGUCCUCUGAUGGAUCAUAGUAAUGCCAGCGUUCGAAGUAUAGCCAUUCGGCACUUCGGUGAAUUACUUAAAGAUAUGUGUCAGUACACAUGGAUGCUGAACAGUGUGAUUAUAGGAGGCUUGGUGCCCCUGAUCCUGUUUUUGGAGGAUAAAGAGAAAAGAGUAGUUGAAGCAUGUAAACAUACAUUAGAAAUCUGCGCCUCACAAUUAAAGUGGCCCAUAUCCUAUUUGUUCAAAGACAACAAUUACAGUUUUGAGCUGGUGGUGCUCAGCAUCUGUAACAAUCUUCUUACUACUCAUAGGAACCAUAUUACAGAUUUGAUAUCUGAUUCUUUAGGAUUCCUGGGGAGCUCCCGAGCAAAUCUGAGGAGAGCAUCAACUGUUUUAAUAGGAUACUUGACAAAAGUGGGUGGCUGUUUACUCCUCCGAGAUGAAAUUGAAGUCAUGCUUGGGGCUAUUGAACGAGUACUUCGAGACGAAGACCCUGUGAUCAAGGAGUUGGCAGAAAUAACCCACAACAUCAUUAGGGGAGUAUUGCAUACAACAACCUCCUCAACUCUUAAACAAAAUUUCCAAAGAUUUUUUAAGUUCUUCUACAUCAAAAAAUUGAAGCCUCUUUAUAAUUAUAACUUGUUCUUCAAAAACCAGACAGACAAUCCCAUGGAGAAUAAAGAUAUCAAGAAUGAUAAGGAGAGCCUCACAGAAGAGAAUGAUGACAACAUUUUACCAAAGAAUGAUAAGUUCAAUAAUUUCUUGGAGCAUGAGCAGAUCUUAGAAGUGGAAUGA
Propithecus coquereli (Coquerel's sifaka) is the source of this 2742-nucleotide messenger RNA. It is a transcript of the gene MROH9, whose product is annotated as maestro heat-like repeat family member 9. Lineage: Eukaryota; Metazoa; Chordata; Mammalia; Primates; Indriidae. The transcript has 21 exons. Gene Ontology annotation, cellular component: cytoplasm. The record is from RefSeq and is a predicted model, not a curated record. The coding region runs from base 1 to 2742 and encodes 913 amino acids.